UCUACUUUAUUUCAUGUGGAAAUAUUGUACUAUUUACACAACUACAUUGGACAGCUAUAGUUUGUAGUGACUUUAAUUGGAUUACAUUCACAUACAAGACACACAUGAAGACAUUAUUAUUGAUUGGAAAAGUUAGGCCACUGAUGCACGAUAGAAAACAUAAACCCUCUGAGGCGCAUGAAGUACCAUAGGUGCAACAGCUUUCCGGUUUGUGCUACCGACUUAAAGAGACAACAAGUUAUAUCAAUACUCAGAGUAGCAUUAGUACACAGUGAGGACUUUUAUUUAUUUAAGGUCAUAACGCUAAUAAUACUUCAGUGCUUGUAAUUGUAAUGGACUUCAUAAGGAAGUAUUUCUACCAUGAAUUUAAAUUUGGACAUCACUAUUUAUACACAAACUGAAACAAGUGGAAAUAUCCUGCUAAACUAAGCUGUCACCACUAGAAGCUGCUACCCCUCUUCUUAAAAAAGAUUAUUAAUAGAUGUUUAAGCCUAGAAAUUGCAGUAAACAUAACAUUUUAGUUACAAGUUACGUCUUUACAGAAAAUACAGGACAGCAACAUUAGAAUGUAAUACCAUGUUACACACAACAAAUACAUGAAUGAAAGAAUAUAAAUAGGCUUUACAAAAAUGUAGCCUACUGUUUUCAGUGCCUUACUGUUCUUAGGUCCAUGUGUCAAUAUAGUGUGGGAUUUCUAUUCUGAGAGUUUGUGUGGUUUCAUUUUUUUAUUACAUUUGCAUGUAUCUUUUUUUAUUUAUGAAAACUUGAACCAGGCAACGUUUUUAAAGAAGUAAUAUAAAUCAUGCUAAUUGAAUACAUAGGCAUUAAGACUCAUAGUUCUAGUAAUGAAUCCGCUCUAGAGACGGCUAAUGCAAAACGUCAUCGAAGUGUCAAAUCGCGUUGUGUCGCCAUGGAAACCUGAAGGAGUGCUCGACUUAGAUUUUUUAAUUUUUUAGAGAUGACCGAGUCAGUAGUAAGAGCUUUGUACGGCAACGCGACGUCUUUAAAUUUGGGUUCCAAAAAACUAAACGUGGUUCCCAAGUGUGUUUCCAGAUUACCAAACUUGUCGGUUCUCCUGUUGAACAACAACUCCAUCAGCGCGCUGCCUGCUGAGCUGCGCUGUCUAAAACACCUGGUGGAGCUGAAUUUGGGGAAUAAUGCAUUGAAGGAGGUUCCUGCUGUUUUGGGCCAUCUGGAGUCUUUGAAGAAACUGUAUCUGUUCAGCAACCAAAUUACAGCAGUGCCACCUGAUGUGAUAGAUGGCUUACAAAAACUUGUUGUGCUAAAUCUAAAUCACAACAAGAUUCGAAGACUUCCACCUGAGAUUAAAAGUUUAACCAGGCUUCGUCACCUCAGUGUGCUGGACAAUAAGCUGGAGGAGGUCCCUGCUGAGCUGGGUCAUCUCACCUGUCUGACUGAAAUAAACUUCACCUCCAAUAAUUUGCCCUCGCUACCAAUGCAGCUGUACCAGUGUAAAAAACUCACUAAAUUGCAUUUAGCCAGAAACAAGCUGACCAGCCUACCAGAGGGAAUCAGGGCACUGACAAAACUCCAAGUUCUGGAUGUAGCCGGCAACAAGUUGUCUAUGUUCCCUGUUGAGUUUGACAGUCUGCGCCUGAAAGAGCUAUACUAUGAGGGCAACAGGUUUGUGCGUUGCGAGCCGAUGUCAUCAGUGCAGGAUGUGGAGGUGCUUAUGUUAAAGGAACUGGUUGCUAGAUUUGUCUUGAAGGAGGACAGGAACAGGUCCUCUCUGGUCCACAGGACACUUCCCCAUUACCCGACCCUGUCUGAGCUGUUGUCCAAUGGCAGCUGCUGUGCGCUCUGCCUGAACCCCUUCCUCACCACCUGGCUGGAGUGUGUGCAUUUUGUUAGUGUGAGGAAGGAGACAAAAAUGAGGAGUUCAAAGACCAUUCCAGUGCGCGCCCUUCUUUGUUCAUACAAGUGCUUUAACACGGAUGGACAUUCCUACUAUGGUGUUGCUACAAGAUAAAGACAAUUAUUAAAAUGGUACACAG
Messenger RNA from Eleginops maclovinus (Patagonian blennie), 2015 nucleotides. RefSeq names its product leucine rich repeat containing 69 (gene lrrc69). The transcript is spliced from 8 exons. The record is from RefSeq and is a predicted model, not a curated record. NCBI's taxonomy places the organism in Eukaryota, Metazoa, Chordata, Actinopteri, Perciformes, Eleginopidae. Gene Ontology annotation, biological process: signal transduction. Gene Ontology annotation, molecular function: protein binding. Bases 959 to 1990 code for a protein of 343 amino acids.